ACAGUGUCAUCCGAUUGUUUUGUACUCCUCAAGUAACUUGUAGACAUUUUAUAAUCAGUGUUUUUAAGGCUAUUAUCUGAUCGCUAGCGGAACUUUUUAUUGGUCUCCGAAGUCAGGAAAGACGUCGCAAAAAGUGUCUUUGAGGGGUAAGGUUGAGUACGAAGAUGGAAUCACAUGAGAAAGUAGUCACUACAAUGGAAAUGGCUGAACCCAAGAAACGAGUGAAAGACUUCGACGACCUCCUCCCCCUGGUGGGAGAAUUCGGCUGGUACCAGCGACUAUUGUUCCUCAUGAUGAUACCAUACGCAUUCUUCUUCGCGUUUGUGUACUUUGGACAGAUAUUUAUGACGCUGGUGCCUGAGCAGCAUUGGUGUUAUGUGGAAGAGCUGAGGAACUUGACAGUGGAAGGAAGGCGACAUCUAUCGAUACCUAUUGUAGACGAUAAAUACCACAAAUGCCAAGUGUACGACGCGGAUUGGACGAAAGUAAUUCAAGAUGGCGUCUUUGAGCCCGAUCCAAAAUGGCCGAUAAAGAAUUGUGAGAAACAAUGGGAGUACAAUUUCACCGAUGUACCUUAUGAAACUAUUGCCACGCAGCUGAACUGGGUGUGUGACGAGGACAAUAAGGGAGCGACAGCACAGUCUAUAUUCUUCUGUGGAGCCAUUGUCGGUGGUCUGUUGUUCGGGUGGAUUGCUGACAAAUAUGGGAGAGUUCCAGCGCUGGUCGGGACGAAUAUGAUCGGUUUCGUAGCCGGAGUUGGAACAGCGUUUACCAACUCCUUCUGGUCCUUCUGCUUGUGUCGGUUCUUGGUCGGACUGGCUUAUGACAACUGCUUUAUGGUGAUGUAUAUUGUUGCCAUAGAGUAUGUGGGUCUAAAAUGGCGCACGUUCGUCUCCAACAUGUCCAUUGCUGUCUACUUCACGUUCGCCGCCUGUCUGCUACCUUGGAUAGCUUUGGGAGUGGCAGACUGGCGCAUUUAUACCCUGGUCAUAAGCGUGCCACUGGUAUUGGCUGUUUUUACACCGUGUUUGGUACCGGAAAGCGCUAGAUGGUUAAUAUCUCAAGGACGUAUUGAAGAAUCGAUCAAAAUUCUACAGAAAUGUGGAAAAGUCAACGGAAAGAAGUUGCCAGAUGAUAUAAUCAAGGAAUUCAGAGAAACAGCAGCAGAACUUGCAAAAUCCGAACAAGAGACCAAAAACUAUUCAGCAUUGGAUCUCUUCAAGACCCCCCGUCUCCGUAAACACAGUAUACUGCUUGUUCUGAUCUGGUGCUGUACCGCCAUGGUUUUCGAUGGUCAUGUCAGGAAUGUGGGGUCUUUGGGGCUGGACAUGUUUUUGACGUUCACCGUGGCCACUGCUACUGAGUUUCCUGCUGAUGUUCUACUCAUUUCUGUGUUAGAUAUAUUGGGACGCCGAUGGCUUGCUUUUGGUUCCAUGGUCAUUAGUGGAAUCUUCAGUUUCCUAGCCACAACUGUAGCUCAAGGCAUACCCUCAGCGUCCCUAGCCAUCGUAGGCCGCUUCGCCGUAAACAUAUCGUACAAUAUUGGAAUGCAGUAUGCAGCUGAGUUGCUACCCACAGUAGUGAGAGCCCAGGGCUUAGCUCUCAUACAUAUCAUGGGAUAUGUGGCUACUAUACUGGUGCCAUACAUUGUUUAUAUGGCAACCAUAGCUGUGGAGAUCCCCCUCCUGAUUUUGGGUGCUUUAGGUAUCAUAGGCGGAACUCUAUGCCUCUUCCUGCCAGAGUCCAUGGGAAAAACUAUGCCGCAGACUAUAGAGGAGGGCGAGAAUUAUGGUCGUGAGCAGAAGUUUUGGGACUUCCCUUGCUGUGGCAGUUUUCACAGAAAUUUCGCGAAGCGUCUGUAACUGGUGACCGAAGAG
Molecule: messenger RNA, 1877 nt
Organism: Leguminivora glycinivorella
Lineage: Eukaryota; Metazoa; Arthropoda; Insecta; Lepidoptera; Tortricidae
Product: carcinine transporter-like
Exons: 13
Coding region: 165-1862 (565 amino acids)
Biological process (GO): transmembrane transport
Cellular component (GO): membrane
Molecular function (GO): transmembrane transporter activity
Source: RefSeq, a predicted model, not a curated record